Messenger RNA from Solanum pennellii, 746 nucleotides. Its product is annotated as non-specific lipid-transfer protein 1-like. The transcript has a single exon. The coding region runs from base 60 to 446 and encodes 128 amino acids. Gene Ontology annotation, biological process: lipid transport. Gene Ontology annotation, molecular function: lipid binding. Gene Ontology annotation, cellular component: membrane. Lineage: Eukaryota; Viridiplantae; Streptophyta; Magnoliopsida; Solanales; Solanaceae. The record is from RefSeq and is a predicted model, not a curated record.
AACUCGUCAAUUAUCACAUCUUUGGUGUCUACAUUGAUUGAUUAGCAAAUUACAAAUCGAUGGCCAUUUCCCCAAUAAUGCUAAACAAGCAACUAUUUCCUAUGCUUCUCAUUUGCAUCGCGGUGGUCAUGGCUACAAUUACAGCCACGACUUCUCAGGAUGCAACUCUUACGUGCAACACGGUGUUUACAACCCUCGAACCAUGUCUUAGUUACGUGUUAGGUGGUGGAUUAAGUGUGCCAUCAGAGUGUUGUAAUGGGAUUAAAUCUAUGCUCAAUGGUGCGUAUACAAUAGCUGACCGCCAGAGCGCUUGCAAAUGCAUAAAGAGCGUUGUUUCUAGCGCUGCCCCAGGUCCAGUCAGCCGUGCUGCUAAAGUCCCUGGAAUAUGUAAGGCCAAUGUUCCUUUCAAGAUUAGUCCACAUGUUGACUGUUUUAAGACCAAAUAACACACUUCUUUUUUUUUUGUUAAUUUUAGUCAUUUUAUCUGCCUUGUUAAUACUGCAUAAUGAGAUUGAAUAUGUUUGUGUUAUAUAAUAUCAUUUCUGUAAGCGUUGUUUCAGAAAUUAGUCAAAUUGGUAUUUGAAUGAAUAAUUUCUUCCUUUUUUUUUGGAUUACUUUGACAUAUACAACAAACAACACGUAAGUUAUGGUCGAUCUCGACUGUAUCUGAUGUAAUAGAAGUCCCGAUGGUCUUAACCUGGACUAUAUAUAUGUUUAGAUUGAUAUAUUAAUAGAACGGUUUUGGA